Messenger RNA from Gracilinanus agilis (Agile Gracile Mouse Opossum), 828 nucleotides. RefSeq names its product transmembrane protein 208 (gene TMEM208). The record is from RefSeq and is a predicted model, not a curated record. The coding region runs from base 97 to 618 and encodes 173 amino acids. The transcript is spliced from 6 exons. Gene Ontology annotation, biological process: vacuolar protein processing. Gene Ontology annotation, cellular component: intracellular membrane-bounded organelle. Lineage: Eukaryota; Metazoa; Chordata; Mammalia; Didelphimorphia; Didelphidae.
ACCCGGAGCGCUCUCCUUGCUGAGCUGGUGCUACCUGGCGCCCAUAGCCACCGUUCGUCCUCCUCUCCACCCCGGAGUUGGUGGGUUGGUGACGCCAUGGCGCCCAAAGGGAAGGUGGGCACGAAGGGGAAGAAGCAGAUAUUUGAAGAAAAUAAGGAAACUCUGAAAUUCUACUUUCGGAUCAUCCUGGGUGCCACUGCAAUUUACAGCAUCGUGACCCUAGGGAUCUUCUACUCCUCAGCAUCUUUCUGGGCCUGGACAGCCCUAGUAUUCAGCUUGGUCGUGUAUGGGGCCAGCUACCGCUCCAUGAGCUCCAUGGCCAAGGCAGCCUUCUCGGAGGAUGGGGCUCUGGCAGACAGCGGCAUCGACCUCAACAUGGAACAGGGAAUGGCAGAGCACCUGAAAGAUGUGAUCCUGCUGACAGCCAUUGUCCAAGUGCUCAGCUGUUUCUCCCUCUACGUGUGGUAUUUCUGGCUCUUGGCUCCAGGCCGGGCCCUCUACCUCCUGUGGGUAAACAUCCUGAGCCCCUGGCUCACAGCAGAGUCAGCCACCUCCAUGGUGGAGCCCAACGAGAAGCGCCAACGACGGCAGGAGCGCCGACAGAUGAAGCGGUUGUAGCCAGGAUGGUGGCAGAGAGCCGGCCGCAGCCGCAGACCCGAGCGAGACUCUCCCAGGCCGGGCAGGCCGUAUCAGUCCAGUGCCCGAGUCCUGCCCCGUGACUGCCCCGGAGAGACUGGCAGCUUGUGAAGCCUGGACAUCCAGAUGAACCGGGUCGGGGAGGCCAGAGGGAGGGGGCCGGCUUCUGACAAUAAAGAGCCAAAGCUGGGA